Molecule: messenger RNA, 10578 nt
Organism: Harpegnathos saltator (Jerdon's jumping ant)
Lineage: Eukaryota; Metazoa; Arthropoda; Insecta; Hymenoptera; Formicidae
Gene: apolpp
Product: retinoid- and fatty-acid binding glycoprotein apolipophorin
Exons: 26
Coding region: 113-10231 (3372 amino acids)
Biological process (GO): lipid transport
Molecular function (GO): lipid carrier activity
Source: RefSeq, a predicted model, not a curated record
AAGAAAAGCUCGGACGCUCUUGUGUUCGCCCGUGGCCGUCGAUCGUGUCACAUCGUGUCACACUGCGCUUGAUUGUGCGAGAGUGCUAAGUAGUUCGGGGAGAGAAGACGCCAUGGGGCUCGCGAGUGCGGCCGUCACCGCCGCCUGUCUCCUCCUGUUCCUGGCGACCGACGCCUCAGGGAGUAAAUGUACAGUCGGUUGCCAUGGAAUGCAUGGAGGUAAAGCCUACCAAGAGGGACACACAUACGUUUACGAUUUGGAGGGCACAUCCGUAACGUCAGUCCCCGAAGCUCAGAAUGAGGCUAGCUUGAAACUGAAAGGUACCGUUGAAUUGACCGUGAAGCCUGACUGCAUUCGGCAGAUCCGAUUGAAGGGCGUGCAAAUCAACGGAGCCCCGCUCUCGCUGCCAGAUGUGGAACAGUACGCGUUGCAAUUCAAUUACCAUGACGGCCACAUUGAUACAGAGGUGUGCGCCGAGGCCGGUGACUCGCAAGCGUCUCUCAACAUCAAGAGAGCAGUCAGUUCCUUGUUCCAGACGGCCGUCUUUCAAGAGUCUGGCUCUACGAGCCAUCACGAGGUCGACGUGUUCGGUGGCUGUCCAACCGACUUUACCUUCCACAAGGACGGUGACUCCUUGAUCGUGCAAAAGGAGAGGAAUCUGGCCCGCUGCAGCUAUCGCGAGCAUAUCCGGCAAGGUCCCGUGUCCGCGAUCUACGAUCUCAGUUCGGACAUUCAGUCUGCGCCGUUGCUGUCAUCACACCAAAAAAUCGAGCAACGCUUCAAACGCGGCAUUCUGAACAAGGCGAGCUCCGUCGAGACUUACCAGCUGAAACCGUUCAGCAACGGCAACAUCGGCGCGAAGACAGUGAUACAGACGACGCUGACGCUGAAGAGCGAGAAGGGCGACAAUCCGAAGGCCCCGGUCAGUCAGCCGAAGUCUCUGAUCUUCGAUGCACCACACCCCAUCAUCAAGUCGUCGGUCGAUAGCAUCGCCGCGGCCUUGAAGGCCGCCAGCGCCGAGGAGGUCGACACGAUACAGGAGCACGCCGCGGAGAAGUUUGCCGAGCUCAUCCGAGUGCUCAGUACCAGCAACAAGAACGACAUUCUCACGAUCUACCAGAAGGUGAGAAACGGCGCCGGCUUUGACAAAGUUCAGGACAAGAAGAUCUUAUUGGACGCACUCUUCCGCACCGGGACCGGUGAGGCCGCCGAGGUGGGCAUGGAUUUACUGAAAAGCCAUGAACUCAACGACAUGCAGACGCUCGUGUUCUACGCGAGUCUCGCCCUCGUCAAUCACGUGCAUUUGCCAUCGGUGACUGCGGUUACGUCCCUCUUGGAACAGCCGGAUUUGCCACGUCUCGGCUACCUCGGAGUUGGUCAGGUGAUUGGCAAGUAUUGUCAAGAGCAUACGUGUGAGAACGUGGCCGAGGUGAAGCAGGCGAUUCACAAGAUUCGCGAGAAGGUUGGCAACGGCAAGGCGAAAACGCGGGAACAGGAGAAUCUGGUAGUCUCGGCCUUGAAGGCCUUGGGCAAUACCAAAUAUCUCGACGACGCCACUCUCGUGAAACUGGCCAAUAUCGCCGAGGAUAAGAACGUUCGCAACCGCGUCAGGGUGGCCGCGAUUGAAACUCUGCCCACACGAUGCAGUAUGAAGUGGAAGAACACACUUCUCAAGGUCAUGGCUGAUCGCGACGAGGACAGCGAAAUCAGGAUCAAUGCGUACUUGUCUAUGGUCAGGUGCCCUUGUCAACACUUUGCUAGCGCUGUCAAGGACAUGCUGGAUAAGGAGGAAGUCAACCAAGUCGGCUCCUUCAUCCAGAGUCACCUGCGUAACUUGCGAGCCUCCGCCGAUCCGAACAAAGACGCGGCCAAGCACCAUCUCAGUAAGAUCAAAUCGCACAACAAAUUCCCAGAGGACUUCCGCAAGUUCUCCUUCAACAACGAGUUAUCGUACGAUAUGGACAACUUCGGAGUCGGUUCCGCCAUGGAGAGCAACGUUAUUUAUAGUCAGAACAGCUUCGUGCCGCGAUCAGUGAGUUUGAAUCUAACCACCGAGCUUUUCGGCCGAAGCUUCAACUUUUUGGAGAUAAAUACGCGUAUGGAGAAUCUCGACAGAUUGAUCGAGCACUACUUCGGGCCAAAAGGUCGCUUCAUGCAAGACGACGUAGACGAAAUGGUGGAGAAAGGUGUGCACGACACGACGAACGUCGUGAACUACAUCCAGGAGAAGACGAACAAGUUGCGCGGCAAACGUGAGAUUAAACAAGGCGAGCUCGACAAAUUCGCGAAGGGCGUGAAGUUAAGGAACAACGAGGUGGACCAACAGCUCGACCUAGACCUCUCCGUCAAACUGUUUGGUGUCGAGAUGUACUAUUUGACUCAGAACGGACACUCUGAGGAAUUUACAAUAAAUAAGAUCAUCGACAAGAUAUUCGAGAAGCUCGAUGUGGGAAUGAAUAAGUUGAAGAAAUUCGACGAAAAGUUGAAGCAUCACAUACAGCUUAUGGACACGGAGCUCGUCUAUCCAACGAAUCUCGGUGCACCUUUGACACUCAAUCUGCUCGGCACCAGCGUGAUGCUCUUCAAGCAAUACGGCAAUAUAGACAUCCCGGCAAUCAUGGAGAAUCCGAAUAAUGCCAACUUUAACUUCGGCUUCGAGCCGAGUGCCUCCGUGCGAGUGGCCGGCACUAUGGCGGUGAAAGCGUUCGACGUAGAGUCCGGCAUGAAGGUAGUCAGUACAAUGCACACUAACAUGGCGACUGAUUUCAAAGUGAAGAUAUUGGAUGGCAAAGGUAUCGACCUUGUCAUCGGUGCGCCUAAGCCUAAAGAGCAAAUUAUACUCGUAAGCAGCGAAAUUCUCAUGAGUUCCGGUCAAAAGGGCAAUGUAUACGAGGCUGCCAAGUUUAACAAGGGCAAGGUAUACGAAGACUGCUUCGAUCAAGCCGCCGGUAUUAUUGGUAUAUCUUUUUGCGGCCAUGUGGAAUUCCCGCAUGACAAUAUUGAAGCGAUGCAAAAGCGUGCUCUCUUCCCAUUAAAUGGUCCGGCUAAACUCAGCAUUACCAACAGCCAGGACUUCCGCUAUUAUCAUUUUAAGGUCUUUUAUGAUUGUAAGACACCCAAAACUCGGUCCUUUGAAUUAAUAAUGGAAACGCCUAACACCAAAACCAACAGACGCAUAUCUUUAACUGCCGAGGCUGGUCUAGAACCUAACAAGUACGCUAAAGUGACUUUAGAUUCUCCCUUCAAAAAGAUGUCCGCCGAGGCGGUGCUGAAAGAUACUUCCGAGGAGCAUUCGCUUAUGAUCAAAAUGAAUAAUGAUCAACAAGAAUAUUACGGUCGCGUCGGUCUCUUAGCCAGCGGUCCCAAAUACAAGCCUAUCUUAGAGUACAAGAUGCCGGAGCACAUCGAGAAACUGUCCGGAGUUAAAACAGCUGCUACUCAACAAUACAACGUCGACGGCUUCGUGGAGUUGGUCGAGCAAGACGGUGGCAAGAAGUAUAUGUUCGACAGAGUGGCCCUGAUGGCGAACGGUCACAAAAUCGUUGGCAUCAACGGCUACAUCCUGUCCACAAAGACAACCGGCGCUCUAGACAUGAGUGUCAGCUACGGUGAGGAGUCAGUCGCACUGAAGAUGGACGCUAAGAAACUCGGAGAACAGCACUUCUCGCUUGGUCUGUCGGCGGUACCGUCGAGAGAUCCCAAUAUUGGUUUCGAUCUCGAGUACGAAUACCGUGCAAAUCCAUACGAGAUGGAGAACAACCUGGUCUUCGUUCACGGGCCGGAUCUCAAGUCCGAAGUGAAUCGUCUCACUAUCAAAGAAUACAUAAUCUUCGAUGUCAAACAAAAGGACUUCGAGUUGGGAGGUUACAGCAAGAUUUCAUACCCGGCUUUGAAGUUGAUACUCGACGUGAACGGCAAGAUUAAGCCCAAUUCGAUCGAAAGUGACAUCGAUAUUACUUACGACAAGUUCAAGUUCGGUACGGAACUGUCGGCCAAGCGGAACAUGGUCAAUAUGGGUGAUUAUGAGGUCGAGUUCGAGGCUGAGUUGUUGCAAAAUAGCUUGAAGUUGGAAUCCAAGCGUACGAUUGUCGAUCCGCACAAGAGCAAAUACAAGAACUGCAUCGAGUUGAAGCCGGGCGGCAAGUACGAAUCCGAGGUGGUCGUUACAUGCAACAACAACGAGAACAAGGUGGAUUUCGAAGUGGACGGUAACCUGAAUCUGAAUGGCAAGAAAGUUAAGGCUGUCGCUGCAUUAGUCACUGAGCCGGCGAACAUCAAUUCCCGGGCGGUUAUUUCCCUCAACGACGUCAAAUAUGUGAACUUCCAACUAAAAUUACAAAAGGGCACAAACUCACAUGGCAAUUUGAUCUUGUUCUUGAAGAACUACCUGAACGUCGUAGGCGAGAUGUCAAUGCAGGGUGAUAAGGGUAACGCUCAUCUCGACAUCGAUCUACCAAAAAUCAACCGAAAGAUCAAAGGUACGGGAGAUCUUACCAUAGCUGGCACGGUGCACACCGGGCAUUUCGAACUAUUGCUUGAUGCGAAGGAUCCGAGCAAAGUCAUCAAAUUGUCCACCGUGACCGACCUAAAGAAGAAUACUAUUGAUUCAAAGAACAUGCUCGAUAUGUUGAAUCAUAAGAUCGAGCUGAAUGGCAAGGGCAAGUUCGAAGGCACACUUAAGGAGGGCGAACUGAUCGCUGACGUGGACAUCACCCUGCCAAACGGCCGUUACUUGGUCUAUAAGGUUAAGCGCACUUCCGACAAGAAGGAGGAUGACAAAUACGAUAUUCAUGUGAACAGCUUGUUCGAGGAUCACAAAACCAAAGGAGGCGAAAUGGCCAAGGUGACAUACGUCGCCGACGCCCAAGACGUAAACUUUGAGAAGUAUACUUACCGCGGCAAUGGCAAAAUGCAAAUUACUGAUUACAGUGGUAACACCAAGGAAUUGGAAUUUUAUUCCAAAAAUCUGCCUAACAUUGACGGCUAUAAGGAAUUGUAUGAAAUUAUGUUAAAAAUAACAGGUUCGCAUCCAUACAGUGUGGAAUAUAAGGCCAGCGAGCAUGAAAGCGGCGAGAUGUCGGAGUACGUUGCCGUUUCCUUGAGCAAGUUCCACUUAAAGAGUUCCGCCAACUAUGUACCCGGUGAUGAAAACGAAAAGCCUUGCAUAUUGAACGGCAACCUAGAAUUGGUACUGCCGUCCGAGAAAUUGCGUAACCUCAAACUAGAUUUCAAAUCCAGCCUGCUGAAUCAGCCUGAGAAACAUCACAUCGAUGCGAAAUUGGUCUCUGAUCUCACUUACAACGAUGACAAGUCUAUCAAGUUCGAGGGUUUCUCCAAGAGUAAUGGAAUCAGGGCUUCCGAUCAUCCCCACGACGGAGAACUGAAGAUCGUACUGACUAUCCACAAACAGCCGCCAAUCGUUAUUCACGAUACUUUCAGUUACGAGCCCAACGACGAGAAAAUGAAGAUAACCCGUAAAAUGAUUACCAAUUUUGACAACAAGGAGACAGUUAUCACUAUCGACUCCUUUAUAUGUAAUCGUGACUUUUCGUCCAUUCAUCUGAUCGGCAAGGCCACCACUCCGUAUGAGAACAUGCACAAUGUCGACUUCUCUCUGAACCACGAGAGAUCGAAAGAUGGAAGCUUUAGAAAGACCGACGCGGCCAUCACCGCCGACAAUACCAAGUACACGGCCAAGAGUGAGAUUCAAGACGGCAACAUAUCUCCCAUGAUCCAUAUUAUUUUGACAUGCCCGAAUGGAAAGACCGAAUUACUAUCCAAAUUCGAGAAACUCAGCGAACACGAAUAUACAGGUGAAUUGAAGAUCGACACACCGAAGGGCUUCGCUGUCGCAGACGGGCAUGCGAAAUUGGAUAGCAUUGACAAUUUCGACAUCAAUGUUAACUUCGACAGCGACAAAAUCAAGCACCGCAAGAUUAGCGCCAAAAUCGCUAACGGGGCUACUGCCAAGACCGGCAAGAGAAUCCUCAUCACCGUCAGCAGCGAUGGUAAAAACAUUGUAACCGGAAGCACGAGCUACAAACGACGCGACGAGGCCGGCAAGAUCAUCGUCGAAGGCAACGGCAAUCUGAAGAUAGGCGAGAACACGAGGAGCUCUUCCUUCAAGUACACCCAUCAGCGAUUGACUCGCGAGAAGGACGGUGAGGCUGGCGUGGUGAUGGUCCUCAACGCCAAAUUCGACCCGGUCGCGAUCGUGGGCGAUUUCAAGUUCUCGAACAAGGAAAUCCUCGUCUCCAACAGUUACUGCGAGCAGAGCAAGGACUGCGCUCACUUUAAACUCCAAUCGAGCUACGACACCGACCAUAAGAAUUAUCUGAAGCAUCAGCUAACGGUGGAAGUAGACCUGAAGAAAUUCAACGUGCCGGUGGAAUUUGGACUGAAGACGAACACAGAAUGCAAUGAGCAUUUGCUCGAUCAUUCCGUCAACUUGUAUCUGCAUUCGUCGAAAGACAAGUCUGAAUACACCUACCGCGUGUACGAUCAUCCUAAGGAAAGCGGUAUUGUUUUAACAUUGCCCACUCGUGAACUGGCUCUUAUUGCUGUAUAUGAUGUGCCGAAAACAAAACAAAGCGGAACGUACAAAAUGGAAAUAGCCCUUUAUAUGGACAGAAAGAACAAACCGACCGAAAAGACCGCUCUUAUCGCGACUGGUGAUGCCAACGUCGACCAGAAGAGCCUGUCCGUCAAUGGAGAGAUGAAAUUUGUGUACCCGUCACAACCGAAGGACAUGACGGUGAAGGGUAGGCUGCACCAUGGCGGCGAGCACUUGCUGGACGUAAACGUAGAUAUCGACGUGUUCAGCAAGAAAACGCAGAAAAUCACCAUAGUGGCGAAAGUGCACGAACAGCAAAUCGAUUCAGGCUACAAUAUUACCAGUUUAUUCGAGAUGACCAGCCGUGGGCAGCAUCUGAAAGUCGAUCUGAAGUCGCACGUGGCACUGACGAAAUACAAGGUCAGUUUCGGUAGUUUCUUAUCGUACCUGGACCGACAUCAGAAACCAAAGAGCGUGGGCGUCCUGUUCUUCGCGGAUUCCACGGAGUUAUAUCUUCUGGCGACCGCGCCCAACAAGGAGGUCAUCAGAGUCGACGCGAAACUCCAGUUACAGAAGGACUUGCAGAAGUUCGACGCCGAGGUUGCUGUAGCCGGUAACAAGCCUAUCGUGGUGAACUUCGAGGUGCACGAUCGGAAUACUUUCAAGUAUUUGGAGUAUCAGCAAGAUAAUCCCAACACGAAGAUAACCGCUGACGGACGCCUCGUGCUCGGACAGUUGGCCGAGAUUCACGCUAACUCUUUCAAGGAUGGUGAGAAGAAGGAACUGUUCCACGGAUUGAUCCAUCUCGACGAAGGAAAGUUCCUGAGGCCUGACUUCGGCUAUAACAAGGACAACAUUGCUUAUACAAUGGAACGUGUACGACACCAAAACGCCGAGAUGUUAAAUCACCUCAAGGCUAUUGGCGAUGAAAUCGACAAUGAAAUACAAGAAGAACUGAAAGACUUCACCAAACAGUUGAAGAACGCCAAACCGAACAUGGAUGGUCUUCGAGAUUAUUACAAACAGGAAUUGACUAAAUUACAGAACGAGCUCAACGCUGACCAGACCAUGAAAGACAUCCAGGCCGCCUUGGACAAGCACUUUGGAUCUAUCAUCUCCGCUGUAGCGGACAGAAUGAAGCAAAUAACCACACAAUUAGAGAAUCUGUGUAAGCAAUACCAGGACCUAAUUUCCAAGCUAAAAGAGGCGUUUGAGACUGUUUUCCCGCAAUUCAUGAAACUGUAUAAGGAAAUGGUCCAUGGUUUUGAGAAUAUUUUCGAGAGUACCGUCAAAAUCCUGAGCACCUAUCUUCAUGUAGUGCUCGAUAUGAUUAACGACUACCAGGAGGAAUUUAAAGAAUUAGCUAUUAUGAUGUCAGAGCUCCUGCAGGAUAUCGCCAAAAUCGUGUUUAAGGCCGUCAGCCAAAUCAAGAAGGACGUCGAUGAGUUUGUCGUAUUGCUGAUCGAUCAGGUAAAAGCGUUGCCGAUCUACGAGAUCGUUAAGGAAAAGUACCAGGAGAUCCUUAAAUUCCAAAUACCGGAAACCAUAAUGACCUCCAUCGAAGAUGUUUGCAACACCAUAAAGACUACGAUGCCGACCGACGAACUUCGGCAGCUGCUCGAUGCUAUUCAACAGUAUAUCUCAAAACACGCCAAGCGUGAAAAGGUUGAUGAUCCCGCUGAGGUCAGGAAAAUUUACAACCUCUUGGUCGACGCACUCCAAUCCAUCGUGAAACUUUUGGAAUCGGAAAUCCACACGAAUAAUCUGUACAACUUGCUGGAAACUGAAUUUCCCUUCAAUAUUGGCAUGAUGAAAUUGCCAGAGAUUACUGCGCUAAGAGUAUCUCUCCUCAAUCUGCUACGCAGCAACGAAUUACCAACGCUCAAAGAUAUAUAUUAUACGUACAGGCCCAACGUAAAUCCCGCAGACAUAAUACCUCCCUUCAGCAAGAUUGGAUUCGUUGUCGAUGGUGGGCACUUCUUCACCUUCGACGGUAAAUCCUUCAGCAUGCCCGGCGACUGCAGCUACAUUCUCGCCCAAGACAUGUUGGAUGGCAAUUUCUCUGUCGUAGCGAACUUUAACAAAGGCAAUCUGAUUAGCGUGACUGUUACGGAGCCUAAAGAGAGCAUCACGCUGAAGAACAAUGGCGACAUCUUGGUGAAUAACAAGCCAGCCGAAUAUCCAGCUAAAACGAAGAACCUGCACGCAUACAUUAUCCCGAUGGAGAUCGUUAAAAUCGAUUCUAAAUACGGGGUGCUUUUGACAUGCAAUUAUAAAAUGCCGAUGGCCUGUUCGCUCGUUGUGUCCGGCUUCUAUCACGGAAGAUUACGCGGUCUCCUCGGCGACGGUAACCACGAGUGCUACGACGACUACACGUUGCCGUCUGGAAAGAUCACCGAGAGCGAAACUGAAUUCGCCAACGGAUACAAACUGAAGUCGGACUGUGCGGCUGUGAACGCGAUCGAUCAUAAGACUCAGCAACGUAACCCAAUCUGUACGGAAUACUUUUCCGGAGAGAAGUCCACGCUAAAAAAUUGCUUCAAUUACCUCAAGCCAAAUGCUUAUCGAGAUGCUUGUGACAUCGCGGUCACGACGGAUCCUCAAGCUCCUUGUCUAAUCGCCACAAUUUACAACGCUGCUUGUUAUUAUAAGCGGGUCCGUAGAGUCAGCAUGCCGCCCACUUGCACGACUUGCAAAGUCGGCGAAAAUACGAUCAAGGCUGGUGUCAGCUUUAGUGUCAAGAUUCCAAAGGAUCAAGCCGACAUUAUCUUAGUAAUCGAACAAGUGACACCGAAUGAAAAAGUCUUCAAGGAUUUGGUUCCGACAUUGAUCACUGAUUUGAGAGAGGAACUGAAACAACAUGGUAUAACUGAUGUUCACAUCGGUUUGAUGGGAUACAACGAAAAUAUGGAACCGCAAUAUUACACCGUCAACGGCGACCUCAACAUUUCAGGCGAUGUGAAGAACAUGAAAUUCGAGAAACCAGAGCCCAUCAUCAGUUUGGAGGAAGCGAAAAAAAGCAGCUUGGAGCAGAAACUGAAGUACAUCGGCCAAAGGUUGGAUGUGGAAUUCGGCACACUCGCGUUGUCUGACGCCUACGCGGAAGCCAUCCGCUAUCCGUACAGACCUGGCGCGGCCAAGGCUGUCGUCGCAAUUGUCUCCACUCCGUGUGAGAAGAGCCCGUUACCGUUAUCUUUGCAGCAGCUGAGACUUUUAGAAGGACUGAAGAUGUAUCGAGAUCUGGGUCUAACCUAUUAUAACGUUUACUAUCCCGGCGACAUUCACGUUUCCGGCAAAACGCAGAAAAACAUCGUCGCUUACGACCAGGACAGCGUAUAUGUGUUAGCCGACAGUAAGAAGAAGCCGCUGACUGGAAACAGCGAGCUCAGAAAUAACAUGGUGAUUCCUACCGAGGAUGUAUGUGCCGACUUUGCUAUCAUGUCCGGCGGAGCGGCAUUCAGCUCCACGAACUUGUUAGACGCUAAACCAAAUCAGAAGAGACAGUUCGCCCAAGUUACCGCUAGAAGAAUUGCCGAGAGCCUCACGAGCGUCGAAAUCCAGCAGGAUUGCGUGUGUGAGCAGUCUUUCACUCCCUCUGGACAUUCUUGCUGUAAGAUUGUGGGCCGCAGGGAGAAGGAACAACUCGCGAAACACACGAAAGGAGGCGUGAAAGGAUGAGGAACUUCAGUACUGCGUAUAUUAUUACUAAGUAAUUUAGAUAUAAUGUAUUUGUUACUUCGUCAAAAUAUCACAAAAAUCUUUGGAUAGUGGCAAUAAGCGAUCUGAUCGUGUCGUUUGUAGUAUGCAGAUAUUUUUUAUUUUUUCUCCUUCUUCACAGUGAAAAGAACGUCGAACGCGAGAUCGCGUCUCGUCUGAUAAUUUCAUAUGUUCUAGAUGUAAUACGAGCGCAUGCAAAUUAAUGCAAUCCCGAUAACUUGGUGUAUACCAUUUAUCGAUAAUGCUUAUAAUGAUAUUAUGUUCAACGAACUUUUUGCAAGGAAAUAAACAUUGAAUUACCUACGUAA